AUGGAACCAAGAAUUAGGGUUCCAUUCCCCCCUUUCAAUCUCCUUCACCUCCUUGUAAUUUCCACUCUUUUCAUCACAAAAUCAACCUCAAUUCCACACCAAAUCUCCCAACUUUCCUACUCCAAAUACUGCAACGACGUCGUUGAAGAACACCAAUCAACCGAAACCCAAUAUUCUAACAACAAUUUUCUCCGGCUAGAUAAAGCAGUAUACAGCUUAGGGUUUCAAAACCCCCAAUUCAAUUUCAACCCAAUUUCAUCUCAAAUCGCAUCGUUUACAACCCUAAAAGCCUACCACACGAAUUCGAAUAAUACUAUUAAGAUUAAUGCGGUUCUUAACCUAAUUGGACCGGACAUUGUUAGUUAUUUUUCCGGCGAUGUUCAUCGCCGGAAUCUCCGGCUUGUUAAGGUCCGGCCACCGCGGUUUGAGCCACGUAGGCACGCCGGAGCUGAGUUCCGGCUGUUAGGGUUUUGGGAUAUGUAUACAGGGAAUAUAUGUAUGGUGGGUUCAGGAUCUGUAAGUUUAUUACGUUCUGUGAAUGUUGUUUUUAAGUUUAAUUAUCCGAAUUCGUCUGUUCUUGAUACUAGUUUGAUUAAUGGUACUUUGGAGAGUAUGAUGCCUGCUGGAAGUGGCGCUUAUUUUAAACCGGUGUCGGUUUUGGGUGUUUCGGGUAUGGGGUAUAAUUUUAGUUACAUUGGUAAAGAGAUUGAAAGUGGUGGUUUUGAUGUUUAUGAUGAUGGUAUGGAAAAUGUUUCGCUUGGUUUGUCCGGUGUGCGGGGUGGGAUAUGUUCGAUUAUAACGUGGGGUCUUAGGUUCGAGUUGGAUUAUGAUAAGUAUCAUUGUGAGGAUGCGUCGUGUAGUUUUGGAAUGGUGGGUGAUGAGAUUUUGCCGCGGUUUAUGUCGAUAAAGGUUGUUGAUUGUUUGGAGGAUGGGAAAGUGAGGUACGUUUUGCAGUUUUCGAACGAGAGUUAUGGUAAAGGUUUGUCGUUUUAUCCGCUUACUAGUUUGGUUGCGGAAGGGGAGUGGGAUGAGAAGAAGAAACGCGUUGUGUUGGUUGCGUGCCAGCUGUUUGAUAAAAGGGCUCUUAGAGGGUGUUCGAUUAGGUUAGCGUUUAGUUUUCCUUCGAGUUUAAGUUUAAAGCGUAGAAGUAGUAUUGUUGGGAAGAUGUGGAGUACAGAGACGAAGAAUCUUGGUAAUGUUUCGUUUUAUAGUUCAGCAAACGUGAACUCGAGAAUCAAAGGAACUUCUUACGAGUAUUUAGAACAUGAAAAGGUUCAAAACUUUUGCAGCGAAAAUCUCGAUAGUAAAGGGAAAAAAGGAACCUACCCUGAUGAGAAAUCACCAAACUUGAGAUUCGACAUGAUGGUUAGAAACAAGAAAGGUCAAAUGGCGUACGGUUAUGCAUCUCCAUUGUACAUACGUGAUAGAUUUUAUACGCCUUUUGAAAAUCAGUGGAACCAUAGUUCAACAAACGGUUACAUCAAUGUUAGUUACGUGAUUAGCUUCAAGACCCGUGACGAAUUUGAGUUUGGAGGUAAAAUUCCUGGAUCAAAAAUGGUUGAAAUUUCCGCAGAAGGUGUGUAUAAUACCAGAAAUGGUGUUCUAUGUAUGAUAGGUUGUAAGCAUAUGUCAUAUGAGAAAUUUCAGAAGAAAAGAUCAUUAGACUGUGAACUCGUGAUCAACAUUAACUUCUCGCCAUUGAACUCAAAAGACCCGGGAAUGAUUCACGGGAAUAUUAAAAGCACCCGUGAGAAAGCUGACCCGCUUUACUUUGAGCCUAUCGAGUUCGGUUCUAGCUCAGUAACCACAACUCAAGCAAGAGAAUCGAUAUGGAGGAUGGAUCUAGAGAUAACCAUGGUUCUAAUCUCCAACACACUCGCUUGCAUUUUCAUCGGGUUGCAGUUGUUUCACGUUAAAAGGAAUCCCGACAUGCUUCCGUUUAUAUCCGUCGUCAUGUUGGUUGUUCUCACUUUAGCUCAUAUGAUCCCAUUACUGCUCAACUUUGAAGCCGUUUUUAUGUCAAACCGAAAACAAAACGUGUUUCUUGGUACUGAUCAAUGGCUAGAAGUUAACGAGGUUUUGGUUCGGGUCAUUACAAUGGUUGCCUUCCUUCUACAGUUUCGUUUACUGCAGCUUACUUGGUCUUCAAGAAACAAUCACGAGAGCCGUAAAAACCUCUGGGUAUCCGAUAAAAAAGUCUUAUAUAUAUCAUGUCCGCUAUACGUUGCAAUUGGUCUCGUUGCUUGGUUUGCACACUUGCUACAAAAUUCUCACUCGAAAACACGUUUUCAUAUAGCAUCCGACAACACAACUUUUUGGGGUGCACUCAAAUCUUACACAGGGUUAGUUCUUGAUGCAUUCUUGAUACCACAAAUUAUGUUCAGUUUGUUUUAUGACACACACGGUACGGUUCUUGCUCCUUCGUUUUACAUCGGGUCGACAUUGGUUCGUUUGUUGCCUCAUGUGUAUGAUCUUUAUAGAGCGCAUAGUUCUUCCUGGUUUUACGACAAGAUAUACGCGAAUCCUGGGAUGGAUUACUAUUCAACUAUGUGGGAUGUUGUUAUAUGUUGCGGCGGGAUACUUUGUGUUCUUGUGAUUUACGUGCAACAACGAUUUACGGGUCGAUCCUUAUUGCCAAAGCGGUUUAGAGACGACGUAUUGUACCAGAAAGUACCUGUUAUUACUCGAGAACAGGAAAUUUUUUAA
Molecule: messenger RNA, 2706 nt
Organism: Helianthus annuus (common sunflower)
Lineage: Eukaryota; Viridiplantae; Streptophyta; Magnoliopsida; Asterales; Asteraceae
Exons: 1
Coding region: 1-2706 (901 amino acids)
Cellular component (GO): intracellular membrane-bounded organelle
Source: RefSeq, a predicted model, not a curated record